CUCGCGGACACGCAGCGCAUGGACCUGCUGGAGGCCGAGCUCCAGCGGCUCUCGCUAAGCAGCUCCCUGGCCGAGGGGCUCCACGCGGGCACCUCCCUGGAGGUGGCGCGGCUGUGCGCCGGCCUGGGUCGCAGCCAGGCUGCGGCAUUGGGAGACCACUUCCGGAGCCACGAGUAUCGGAACGAGAUACUCCUGAGCUUCUUCGUCGGGAGCUCGGUGGCCUUCAUGCUCUCCAGCAUCGUCCUCCUGUGCCUGCCGCCCCAGGAGGUGCACACGUACUCCGAGGCGUACUUCCUGACGCCCUUCCCGGUGUUCCGGGUGGUGUUCUACCUGCUGCUCACUCUGUGUUCCGGCCGGUUCUGCGUGCAACGCGAGCGGCGGGAGGCCGCAGCGUGGCGACCACGGCAAUGGGGUGGAGUCGAGCUCAAGGCGUUGUACCUGCUGUGCUACGACCGCUCCAUGUGCUGCCUGCCCCGUGCAGGCCACGACCUCAUCAAGUACUGGAUGCUCUUCUUCUUCGACGAGUUCGACGCCGAGCCCAUGACGCCGCAGCGCGGCCAGCGCAUCGGCGAGUCGCGGCUGCCGGCGCCGCAGUGGGGCCAGCCCCACGAGCAGAACGUGCAGGGCCUGCCGGCGGCGGAGCUGGCCCAGCAGAGCACGUCGAAGGUCCCACCGUUUUGGGCGCCGUACCUCGAGCAGCGCGGGUACCCCUUCAGGCUGUGGGUCCAGGACGUGAUGCUGUGGUGCGCGGCGACGGAGCUGCAGCAGCACCAGCGCGGCCCGGCGAUCGUCCAGCGGCUCGGCGGCACGGCGAGGGACCUCUGCCGCGAGGUGCCGGUCGAGGCCAUCGCGCACGGCAGGUUCGACCAGCUUGGCAACCUGGUCGAGGACGGAGUGCAGAUGCUGAUCACUGGGCUCCGGCGGCGCUUUGGCCCGCUCGACGUCCAGUCGUCGAUCAGCACCAUCGUCGAGCUGCUCACCUUCCGCAGGCAGGAGCGGGAGAGCGUCGACGACGCGAUCACGCGCUUCGAGGCGCUGCGCGCCCGAGUGGCGCAGCUGGACGACCCGUUCGUGCUGCCGACGCCGGUGCUCGCCCUGCUGUUUCUGGAGGCCCUGCAUGUGCCCAAGGCUGUGUACCCCUUGGUGCUGCAGGCCAACAACGGCCAGCUGCCCCUGACGCUCGAUCAGCUGAACAGCGUGAUCGGGAUGGUGCGGCAGCAGGGCCACUUCGCGGAGCAUACCCACGCGGGACCUCAGAACUUGGCUGAAGGGUACCGCGGCAAAGGACAUCAUGGUCAUCAUUGGUUUACUGGCGAGAGCGACGGCGGCGCAAACACUUGGAACGACACGGCCGCUUAUAUGCACGGUCAGAACGCAGCCGGCGCGGCAGGGAGCGCUGGAUCUACGUCCCAGCACUACGUGGUCCAGGACGACGAGGGCUACGACUACUGCGCCGUCUGCUCGAGCUACCUGUACGAGGACGAGCCCGGGGACGAGGACUCGAUGACCGACGACGACGACUUGGACAUUUCCCAGUUCACUCAGGAGGGGCUGCAGGAGUAUUACGGCGACUCCGAGGGCUGGGACUACGACACCCUGCUACAUGAGUACCUAUUCGCGAAGCGCAGGUUUCGCCACUUCGUCCAACGGAACAGCCGCCGCUCUCGCUUCCCGCGCAGCAACUGGUCCAUCCGCAUGAGCAGCGGCAAGGGCGGCAGCAGCUUCGGACGCGGGCGAGGCCACGGCAAGGGAUGCCACUUCGGCGGAUCAGCGGUGAACCCAGGCUCGCUGGCGGGCGGAAAAGGCAAGAACAAGAAGGGCGGCAAGCACUGCAUGUCAGGCACGCCCGGCGCCACCAAUCCCCGAGGCAGGGACGGCCGCAUCAUGCGGUGUCACGAGUGCGACUCGGAGACCCACCUCGUGGCCGCCUGCCCCAAGCGCAAGGGCAAGGGCAAGGGCAAGCACUUCAUGUCCUGGAACGCUGGCAGCGCCGCGACGGGGACACAGCAGGCCGGUGCUCCCGCCGCCGACCCAGCGUUGGCCGCCUAUGCGCCCGUGCCCGCGCAGCCGCGGACUGGAGCCUUGGCUGGAGUGCUGCAUUGGUUCACUGAGGACGCCCGGACGCCUGGCCUGCAGAUCGACGACCUUGACGAGGACACCGUCCGCGAGGCUCUGGACUGGGAGACCCUCGACAUGCGCGACAACGUCGCGGAGCACGACAUGCUGACGGAGAUCCAGGCCAGCGUGCAGGACCGAGCUGUGGAGGAGCAGCCCCCGGUGACAGCUGGGCGAUCAGCGUCCGUGACCAGCCCAACAUGGUUCCCAUGGUGGCGAGUGGAUCAGUUCGAGGACGCCGUCGGGGAGACCUACUUGGUUCGCACCCGCAUGCAGAACAGGGGCGGCGAGGCCCUGCUGGUGGACCCCGGGAGCCCAGGCAACCUUACUGGCGACGAGUGGGGCAACAGGAUGGCAGCGCGACAGCAGCAGGCAGGACGUCCACCGCCUGUCCGCACCCCACUCGACCGGGUGCUUGAGGUUGGUGGUGUGGGCUCGGGAUCUCAGCAGGCCACGCGCGCCCAUCGCUAUCAACUGGCGCUGCAGGGAGGGCAAGCCGCGACCUACGAGGCGCCGGUGCUCCCGAACAGCAGCGUGCCGGAGUUGCUCGGACGAGCAUCGCUGCGGGACCAGCGCAUCCUGCUCGACUGCUUCAACAAUCGGAUGUACCGCAUCGGCCCGGGCGGCUACUCCCUGCAGCUGAGUCCAGACGGGAGCAUCGGGGAGUUCGGGACCUACGAGGACGAUGGCAUUGGCGACUUCGACGACAUCCGGUCCGACAUCCUUGCCAGCAGCGACCUCACCGACUCCCGCAUCUACCAGGACGGCGAGCCAGAAGACCACCACUGCGACGCCACCCGGCAGCGGCGCCGCAGCAGGCAGCGCCAGCGGGCAGCCCGACGCGGGCAGCCUGCACCUCUGAUCGAAGACACCCCAUCUCGGGAAGUACAGGGGAGACCGCCAUCGGCACGGGUGUUCGGCGACUUGCAGAACCUGUGCCAGAACGCGCUGCACGGAUGCGGAUAUGCGGUGGAUCACAACUGCGACGUUCACCGAUUCCUCGGGCAGGAGGAUAAGUGGGCGGAUUCCCUGCGCCACCAGCAGCCGGAGCUCGUUUGGAUCAGCCUGGCUCAGCCGGGCACGUCGCGAGGCACCCGCAACGACAAGCGAGCCAAGCGUUUCGAGUGCAAGAUCGCUCGAGCUCAACUUGAAGGGCAUCGCUGCUGCAUCGUCGAGGCGGACGAGGGUAGCGCGGUGUGGGACAUGCCCGACAUUUUGGAGCUGCUGGACGACAGAAGGUGGCACGCAGGACGACUAAGAUGGUGCAAUCUCGGUGUGCGCGAUGCUCGAGGAUCACCAGCGGCGCAGACCACGCGCAUCGUCAGCAGCAGCUACUUCGACGACCACGACGCGAAGUGCCGCUGCGGUUGGCCAGCAGGCCGACAUGUUACACGGAAGACUGCUGCAGAUCGGUUGGACUUCAAGGCCAGAGGGGUAUCUGCCCUGGUCAAGCGGAUGGUGGCCGCUGGUUGCUUCGACGGCGGCGCGAGUGAGCAACGUCGACCUGGCCGAGUAUCAUUCGCAGACGAUGUCGACGAGACCGGCUGCAAGGUGAGCACGCUGACCGCGAGCUUUCCCACCGAGCAGAGGACGCGCGACAAGGCGCGCAAGGCAGCAGACCCAGAGCGCAAGGUGAAGAAGAGGCCGCAGACAGUGGAGCAGGUCUUCGACGAUUGCGGCUCCGAUUUCACGAAGCUCUACGUGGCGAACGAGUACGAGCUGGACGAGGUUUGCUACGGCGCCGAGCUCAGGGAGGACCAGUACAUCGACGAGCAGCCGUACGUCAUGAUGUCCGAGUUCUUUGGCAUGAUCGGCUCGGAGGCGCACCUGAGCGAGAAAGACGAGCAGCAGAACUUCUUCAGCUCAGUCAAGGAUAUGGACACAUACAUGAACCACUACUACGGCCACCUGCAGUACGACGACGUCGCGGAGUUGUGCGGUGGCGCAUCCGGAACAACCCGGUUACUCGUGCGACGAGGAUAUCGGGGCGGUCCCAACUUCGACCUCAUCUGCGACUGCAACCUGAUGACGCACGAGGGCCAGAGGCAGUUUUGGGAGUAUCUGUAUAAUCGCAAGCCUCUUGUCUUACUUAUUAGCACGCCCUGCACGAGCUUGAAGGGGUUUUCAGCGCUCAACAGGGUCAUCAACUACGACGGUUGGCUCCGCAGUCGCAAGACAUCAGUGGGGUUGGCCCGCAUCGCCGCUGCAGCGGCGUGCACGCAGAUGGACGCCGGCCGCCACUUUGCUUCGGAGCAGCCGCUAGGCAGUGACUUUUACAAGCUCGACGACUGGCAAUACAUCGCCAACAACUACGCGGUGGUGUGGCGCCAAGUCGACCAGUGCAUGGCCGGCAAGAUCGGGCGGCGAACGGGAUUCCCGAUCAAGAAGUCCUCUGAGUUCUGGGCUUCGGACGAGCGCCUGAUCGCCGGACUCAGGAAGUUUCGCCGCGACGGCCAGCACGAGCACGCCUUGCUGGCCCAUGGUGGCCGAGGACCCUGCCCAGAGCGUGACAAGUGGCGCCUGGAGAACCCCAAGGAUCACGCGGAGUGGGCGAUUGGCAUCUGCCGGGAGCUGGCAGUGAGCAUUUCUCAGAUGGUGGAGCGCGUGAGGUAUCAGGGACACCACCUCGUCGUGUACGAGUGCUACCCCACGGAUGUCGGCAUCAUCGGCCGGCUGACCAUCCAUCCCAUGAUCGAGGGGCACCGAGCGCCGCGCGAGCCGACGCGCCAGAUGCCGAACCUGAACCGCCACCGCCUCCACCUGCGCAUGCGGAGCGUCGACCUCGAUUGGCUCGAGCGGAAGGGCGACUUCGAUCGCGUCUGCCAGCAGCUGGAGAGGCGGAGCCGGCUGAGGCAUCAGGUGGCGCCUCGGGAUCGGCGGGCGCCAUCGGCGAGGCACCCGUCGCGGAGCAGCCGGCUGCGGCCCCAGCCGCACGAGCUCGAGGCGUGGAUGCGGGCAGCUCGCCUCAGAGAGCUGCUGACCAAGGCCGGCGCUCCUGCGUCUACGCUGGCCCUGGUGAAGGAGAUCUGCGACACGUGCCGGGUGUGCAGGCUAUGGGCGAGACCGGGACCGAAGAGCAUGACGGUCUCUCGGCUCGCGACGGGCUUUAACGAGAUGGUGCAGUGGGACAUCCUCUACAUCGGCGAACAGAUGGUGGCCCACAUGAUCGAUGAGGCGACACGCUGGACAGUGCUUCACAUUCUGGACCGCAAGACGGCGAUCAUGAUUAUCGCCGGCAUCACCCAGGGCUGGCUACGACCUCAUGGCCCCAUGAAGCUGCUGAUUGCCGACAUCGAGGGCGGCCUCCAUGGCGAGGAGGCGUACCAGUGGCUGGACCGCUGGGGCAUCGAGAUGAAGGCCAAAGAGGAGGGCUCGCACGCGCAGCUGGUGGAACGCCAUCACGACUUGGUGCGCAAGAUCAUACACCGCGUGCAGGCCCAGCUUGCGGAAGAGGGCAUCGUGAUGCCGUUGGAGAUCGUGAUCAUGGAGUGUGCCCUCAUCAAGAACCUCCUCAUCACCGUGGCUGGCUACAGCCCCUACCAGGCGGUGUACGGCCGGCUUCCGCCCCUGCUCGCCGAGUUCGAGCCGGUGAGCGACUGUCAGAUUGACGACCAGUCGGCUGGCAUCCCGGGGAUCUCCCGACGCCAUCAUCGGCUACGCGAAGUUGCAAUGCAAGCCAUGGUGGAGAUGACCGCGAAGGACAGGCUGAGGCGCGCGCUUCGAUCCAAGACGCGCGCCCCGCACGAGGCGUUGCAGCUGGUGGUCGGCGACCAGGUUGACUUCCACCGGCCGCCGAGCACGAAGGAGGAGUCGGGGUGGCGCGGCCCGGCGACCUUGCUGCAGGUCGGACCUCCAGUGCUCAUUCGAUGGCAGGGACGAGUGUUUCAAGUACGACCUCAGGACCUUCGGCGAAGCCUCGUGUACUUCGUGAUGUUCACGAAUAACAUCUUCUUCGAGGCAGGAUCGCGCGACCCGGUGGCCACCAUCAUGAGCUACGCGGACCAGCUGGACAGCAAGGUCGUGCGCGUCGGGUGGCUCUUCGACGCCGGGUGGAAGCGGACCGCGGACAGCCAGAAGCUCAGCGAGUUGGUCCUGGCGGUGUUGCAUGUUGCCGCCAGUGGCUUCUACUUGGUGGGCUGCAUCGGCGCUCGAGUGGCCAAUGGCGUGUCCGUGCUCGAAGGAAUGGUCGGAUGCGACCACAGCUUCCUGUGGUGGUGGCGGCGCGGACGCCCAGAGCUGUCCUGGUACCACGAGGCGUCGGGUUCUGCUCGAUUGAAGUUGGCUCCGAUAUUUGGCAAGGAACACUGGCGGGGCGUUAGCUUCGUGCAGUUCAUCAUGACGGACCCGCCGGAGCUUCAGGAGGAAGACUUCGACAUGCCCUGGCAGGACAGGCCGAUAUCCGACACGAGCAUCCCAAGUGAGCCAGCGGCGGCAGCUGAGGCUCCUGCACCCCUGCAUGAGCCAGUGCUCCCGAUCAAAGACGAUGGUGGCGAAGACGACGACGGCGACUCGGACAGCGACGCGACCCAGGAGUACCCGUUCGCGAGCUGGCAGUACAUGAAGGAGCAGGCCGCUCUGCCUGCUGUUGAUACCGAGUGCGCCCAGAACGACUUCUUCUUCGCAGCUCCGGACGCAGAUCACGUGGCGGAGGCAGUAGAGGUGGAGCACAUACGACGCCCUGGAGCAGGUGAGAUCUACAUCCUGCGCGUCUACAACACGGGCAAGCGCGAGAUCGUCGUCGAGCGCGAGAUGAACGUGCUCACGCUGGAAGAGGCCCGAGCUCACGAUGUUGAAGUACGUCAGGCCAUGAAGGACGAGCUCCAGCGCUGGGCGGAGUUGAAGGCAUUCCAGCGCUUCCCGAAGGACCAGGCGACCAACAUCAUCGACUCGCGCUGGGUGCUCAAGUGGAAGGAGAUCGAUGGCAAGAAGCAGGUGCGCGCGAGGCUCACGGUGAGAGGCUUCAAGGACAUGCAGUCACCGGAGCUGUCCACUUUUGCGGGUACUACGACACGAUGGGGCCAACGACUGGUGAACCAGGUGACGGCACAGCGCAAGUGGCGAUUAUUCUCAGCGGACAUCAGCCAGGCGUUCUUGCGCGGUCUCACCUUCGAGCAGGUCGCCGCCAUGGGCGGCGAGGUGAAGCGGAAGGUGCAGUUCACGAUGCCGCCAGGAUCGAUUCCGGUCCUCCGGCAGCUGGAGGGCUACGAGGACUACAACCCCGUGACAGAGGUGUUGUUGCUCCUGCGCUGCGGUUUCGGCCUGAAGGACGCGCCGAGGCUGUGGCAGGUCAUGUUGAAGCAAGUGCUGGAGAAGACCGGGGGCAAGGCGCUCAUCAGCGACCCGCAGAUCUACGUGUACCACAACGCGAAGGGCGAGUUGCAGAUGAUCAUGUCCUCGCACGUGGACGACCUGAAGGGCGGCGGCGAGGACCACCUGCGGGAAAAGGUGCUGAGCAUGAUAGAGAGCGAGUUUGGGAAGUUGAAGCGCCAGUACGACUGCUUCGAGUGCAUCGGCAUCAUGCACGAGCAGGACCCUGUGACCAAGGCCAUCUGGACGCAUCAGCAGCACUACGUUCAGCAGCUGCGACCGCUUCAGGAGGACCAGUACGUGAUGGAGAACGAAGAUGGCCAGGUGAGCGUGGAGAGCCACGCGGCGUACAUGUCGCUGCUCGGUGGAAUUGCAUGGAUGACGCAGACGAUGGCACCCAUAGCAGUGUAUGUCAGCUACCUCCAGCGGCAGGCCAAGAAGCCGGCGGUCGGGGACAUCCGGAAGAUCAACCGGCUGCUGAAGUGGAUCAUAGUGAACGUGAAGCAGCUCGGAGUUCGGUUCAUCGAGUUGGACGCGACCCGGGUGCGGCUGGCCGUCGUUAGCGACUCGGCCUUUCACGCCAUGGAGUUCGAAGGUUUGGCGAUACGAGGCUGUGUGAUUAUGUUGCUGGAGGCUGGCGACGAGGUGCUUCAAACUGGAUCGACGUACAGGAUCGUGAUGCUUGACUGGUACAGUCGAAAGCAGAACAACGUUGUCAGGUCCACCUACGCCGCGGAGCUCAUGGCGCUGUUGGACGCGCUCGGUACCGGCACUCUCAUGAAUGUGGCGAUGACCGAGAUCAGUGAAGGAGUAUGCACGGCGAACCAGAUGCGAGUGCGGCAGGAGGCUGGCGACCUGGUGUUGAAGAUGAUUGCUGCCAUUGACGCGAAGGCAGUGUUCGACGCUAUCUCCGCCGACACCAUCAAGGUCACCACGGACAAGCGGAUGUUCGUGCCGACGCUCGCAGUACGUGAGCAGAUAGACCGCUUGCAGCUGGCGCAGCUUAGUUGGAUCGACACCUUGGACAUGCUGGCGGACGGGCUGACGAAAGGCGAGCUCGACCGGACAGCACUCGUGAAGUUGGGCUUCAGCAGCGAGUGGCACUUGAGCGGGCUGCAGCCGGUUGCCUUCUCUGUGCGCAGUGUGCUGAAGUGCCGCGCAGAGCGCUAG
Messenger RNA from Prorocentrum cordatum, 8592 nucleotides. Lineage: Eukaryota; Dinophyceae; Prorocentrales; Prorocentraceae. The record is from the annotation of a GenBank genome assembly.